This is a messenger RNA of Hevea brasiliensis (rubber tree), 453 nucleotides long. RefSeq lists its product as uncharacterized. Gene Ontology annotation, molecular function: RNA-DNA hybrid ribonuclease activity; nucleic acid binding. Lineage: Eukaryota; Viridiplantae; Streptophyta; Magnoliopsida; Malpighiales; Euphorbiaceae. Bases 1 to 453 code for a protein of 150 amino acids. The transcript has a single exon. The record is from RefSeq and is a predicted model, not a curated record.
AUGGUGUUCCUUUUGCAGACUAUUUGGAAUAGCCGAAAUGAGAUGGUCUUCAGAAACAUCACGCUCACUCAUCAUCAGGUCAUUUCAAUGGCUAUUUAUUUCUUUGAGGAAUUCUCUUCGGUGCAGGUUCCUACCUCUAAUCCUCAAACGGUAGCCCUUCAGUCCCCAACAUUUUGGUCACCUCCUCACAAUUUUGUUAAAUUAAAUUUUGAUGGAGCUUUUAAUAUACCUUGUAACAAAAGUUCAAUUGCUGUUUUGGCAAGGGACUCGGAAAGUAUGCCCUGUAAUUGGUCUUGUAAGCGUUUUACAGAUGGUCUUGAUCCUCUAAUUCUGGAGGCAUUAGCUUGUAGAAAAGCACUGGUCCUGGCUCAAUCUAGGGGGUUGAAGGGAAUAAUCAUGGUUGAAGGGGACUCUCUUAAAGUGGUUAAUGCUAUUCACAACUUGCCCCAUUAG